AUGUUGCACUCCCUCCCAGCCCCAGCCGAUCCUUCUCCUCCUCAAGCUCAGACGAACAAUGCAUCUCUGGUCGAACACUGGUCUAUUCAUCCCUCCACUCUCCCUCCCAAACGAGGCACAGAAUCGUCCCUCGUCGCAAAGGCCAUUUCGCUCCUAAACAAAACACCUGCGUCCAUCAAGAAACCCGAACAAGCAUCCCUUGACACUCCGCCUAGUGCAUGUGCUCCCCCUCUCCCUCCUUCUUCAGCUGCAGAUCAAGUGUCAGACCCCAAGUCCCUUAGUGCUGGAGAGGGAGUAGGGUCGCUCGUUCGACCACCCAUUGUACCGAGCCAGUUCGAAGAACAAGGAGUGGGAGGAGGGGACCAUCACUAUGCAUAUGACCAAGAUCCGUCAAAAGCGUUUUUCGCUGCUCACUUUCCCUUGCUCGCUUCUACUGUUCCUCUUUCUUCCCCAAGCGGGAUGCAGGCCGACUUUGAGCUUAUGAGAAGCUUGCAUUCCCACCCGUACAGCAGUUUGAGCUGGCAACAAGUCAAAAUGGAGGAAACCGCAUGGCAGCCCCCUCUUCAACCAGGUUUGGCUAUUAAUGCUUAUAACAACGACGAAUGGUGGGCGGACGGUUCGAUCUCCACAUCUGCCUCGGGCUCAACCUCUUCUUCUUGCCCUCCUUGCUCUUCGGGAAGCUCUCAGACGGAGGAUUGGAUGAAUUUGGUUGAUCUCACCAAUACAAGCGAUACUCCCGCUCCUCUGCCUCCGACUACCUUUGCGCCCGUCUACAGUGGCAUAGCUGCGUUUCAGGGGAAUAUAGCACUGAAACAGGAGCGAGAAGGGUGGUCUCCAGACAGAAACAGUGUCAAUGACAACUUUGCUGGGGCGGGAUUGGGUGAAAUGCAGUUCACGCCCAUCGAACCUUACCCAGCGCUACCACCGCUGUCAAGCAUUCCGAAUGCUGCACCGCCAAUGAUGGGGCCUUUUGAUGUGCCUGAGACCAUGGUUGAUGCGCAGGUGUGCGCAGGUGUUGGAGUGGGUGUAGAACUGACUCAUAAUAAGGCUUCGAGUUUGGCUCCGCACCCAGCUCCUCAUCUGGGCUCUGGUCUGGGUUCGGAUUUGGCUCUCCAUCUGGCUCCUAAUCUGGCUUGCAGCGCAGCUACCAAUCUGGCUUCGGCUUCGCUCUCGCAUGGCUCUGUCUAUCAACCCAUCUCACCAAUCUCACCACUUUGCCUUCCCCUCACCUCUUCUUCUUCUUCAGCCCACACACCUACUCCAUCAUCCGUCAGCGCAACCAAGCCGCAGCGGAAUUUGAAACUCAAACCAAAAGCGCUCACCAAACGCCAAGCCAAGCCGCUUGUUCAACUUACCUCGUCAACCCCUACCAAAGGCGUACCGCUCUACCAUACGCGAUCACUACCGCAACGGCCACCGCUUCCCAACGCGACAAUUAAACUCGUCACCUCCAGCACCGACUCACCUGACAAAUGCGGGCCUACAACUACCACCACCACCACCAGCUCUCCUCGUCCCAAACCAGCAAACCUAACAUGCCUCCAUCCUGGGUGCAAAAAAACCUUCUCCUCCACUCACAACCUUCAAGAACACGCGCAAAUUCACCAGUUCCCGCGCGUUCGUACUUAUGAAUGCCAAGAUUGUGGUAGCCCCUAUUUCUACAAACGUGACCUGCAGAGACAUAUUCGUAAGAAACACGAAGCUCAAGCUGCAUUGCUAGGGGUUGAGUUGAAGUUCAAGGGAAAGGAUAGGAAGAGUAGAGUGGCGAAAUUGGCUGCUAGUCGAGUUAUGAUUGCUAAAAGUGAUCGCCGGGUUUGCACCUAA
Molecule: messenger RNA, 1824 nt
Organism: Ustilago hordei
Lineage: Eukaryota; Fungi; Basidiomycota; Ustilaginomycetes; Ustilaginales; Ustilaginaceae
Exons: 1
Coding region: 1-1824 (607 amino acids)
Biological process (GO): regulation of DNA-templated transcription
Molecular function (GO): DNA-binding transcription factor activity, RNA polymerase II-specific; RNA polymerase II cis-regulatory region sequence-specific DNA binding
Source: RefSeq, a predicted model, not a curated record